Nestor notabilis (Kea) is the source of this 706-nucleotide messenger RNA. RefSeq names its product toll-interleukin 1 receptor (TIR) domain containing adaptor protein (gene TIRAP). The annotation marks the transcript as partial. The transcript has 3 exons. NCBI's taxonomy places the organism in Eukaryota, Metazoa, Chordata, Aves, Psittaciformes, Psittacidae. Gene Ontology annotation, biological process: signal transduction. The record is from RefSeq and is a predicted model, not a curated record.
GAUCCUUUCCCCACCGCCGGGAAUGAGGGUGUCUCCUGCCUGUUGGCUCUCGGCCUCGCUCUCCAUAGGUUGGUUUAAGCGGCUCCUGCACAAGCCCAAGCCGAGGUCAGUGGAGAGCAGCCUCAACACCAGCCACUCUACUUCCUCCUCACCUUCCUCAUCCUCUGCUGAGAGCUCCAGCUCCUCUUCCAGCACAAGCCUGAGCCGGUCCAUCCACCCAUCACCCAUGUUGGUGUCGGACAUCACGGCCUCAGGCAGCGCCCGCUGGGCUAAGAGCUAUGACGUCUGCAUCUGCCACAGUGAGGUGGACCUGGAGGUGGUGGAGGAGCUGGUGUCCUACCUGGAGGGCCAGCCCGAAAGCUUCCGCUGCUUCCUCCAGCUGCGGGACGCGGCGCCGGGCAGCGCGGUGGUGACGGAGCUGUGUGAGGCUGUGCAGAACAGCCACUGCUGGGUCAUGUUCAUCACUCCCGGCUUCCUCCAGGAUCCGUGGUGCAAGUACCAGAUGCACCAGGCGCUGGCUGAAGCCCCGAUGGCCAAUGGGCGCACCAUCCCUGUGCUGAAGGGUGUGGAUCGGAAGGAUUAUCCCAAGGAGCUGCGAAACCUCUACUACAUCUACAUGAAGGAGAACAGCUUCAGGCAGAUCAGGGACACCGUUGUGCGCUACCUCCAGGACCUGUGCCGGAGCAACGGGAGCACAAGUGAGUAG